CCGCUUCCGGUGUGAGCGGCCGAGCCGGGGGGGCAAGAUGGCGGCGGCAGUAGGGGUCCGCGGCCGGUGCGAGCUGCUACCUUGCUCCGGCCCGGGCUGGCUCCUCAGCCUUUCUGCCUUGCUGAGUGUGGCAGCGCGAGGGGCCUUGGCCACCACGCACUGGGUCGUCACGGAGGACGGGAAGAUCCAGCAGCAGGUAGAUUCACCAAUGAACUUGAAGCAUCCCCAUGACUUAGUCAUAUUAAUGAGACAAGAAACAACAGUAAACUACCUCAAAGAAUUGGAGAAACAAUUAGUUGCUCAAAAAAUUCACAUAGAAGAAAAUGAGGACAGAGACACGGGACUGGAACAGAGACAUAACAAAGAAGAUCCAGACUGCAUCAAAGCCAAGGUGCCCCUCGGGGACCUGGAUCUGUACGAUGGCACAUACAUAACGUUAGAGAGCAAAGACAUCAGCCCUGAAGAUUAUAUAGACACAGAAUCUCCUGUCCCUCCAGACCCUGAGCAACCUGAUUGUACUAAAAUUCUCGAACUUCCUUAUAGUAUACAUGCUUUUCAGCAUUUACGGGGUGUGCAAGAAAGAGUUAAUCUUUCUGCACCUCUGUUGCCUAAGGACGAUCCUGUCUUCACAUAUUUAUCUAAGCGAUUGGGAAGGAAUAUAGAUGACAUUGGUCACCUCAUUCAUGAAGGUUUACAGAAGAAUUCUUCCUCUUGGGUACUGUAUAAUAUGGCUUCAUUUUACUGGCGAAUAAAGAAUGAGCCGUAUCAGGUAGUGGAAUGUGCCAUGCGAGCACUUCACUUCUCUUCCAGGCACAAUAAAGACAUCGCCCUGGUCAACCUGGCGAACGUUCUGCACAGAGCACACUUCUCUGCUGACGCUGCUGUCGUGGUCCACGCAGCUCUGGAUGACAGUGACUUCUUCACCAGCUAUUACACUUUGGGGAAUAUAUAUGCAAUGCUUGGGGAGUAUAACCACUCAGUGCUCUGUUAUGACCAUGCUUUGCAGGCCAAACCUGGGUUUGAGCAGGCUAUAAAGAGAAAGCAUGCUGUCCUGUGUCAGCAAAAACUGGAACAAAAAUUGGAGGCUCAACAUAGAUCCCUCCAGAGAACACUAAAUGAGUUGAAAGAGUAUCAAAAGCAGCAUGACCACUACCUGAGACAGCAGGAAAUCCUAGAAAAACACAAGCUGAUUCAGGAGGAGCAAAUUCUAAGAAAUAUCAUCCAUGAGACUCAGAUGGCAAAAGAGGCACAACUAGGAAACCAUCAGAUCUGCCGUCUGGUUAAUCAGCAGCAUAGCUUACACUGCCAGUGGGACCAGCCUGUGCGCUACCAUCGUGGAGAUAUCUUUGAAAAUGUGGACUACGUUCAGUUUGGUGAGGAUUCAUCAACCUCCAGUAUGAUGUCUGUGAACUUUGAUGUUCAAGCAAAUCAGAGUGAUGUCAGUGACUCUGUAAAGUCUUCCCCUGUAGCCCAUUCUAUUCUCUGGAUCUGGGGCAGGGACUCUGAUGCAUAUAGGGACAAACAGCACAUUCUAUGGCCUAAAAGAGCAGACUGUGCAGAAAGCUACCCUAGAGUCCCCGUUGGUGGGGAAUUGCCAACAUAUUUUCUGCCUCCGGAAAACAAAGGACUCAGGAUCCACGAACUCACCAGUGAUGAUUAUUCUUCAGAAGAGGAGGCCCAAACCCCUGACUGUUCCAUAACUGACUUCAGAAAAAGCCACACCCUGUCCUACUUAGUCAAAGAAUUAGAGGUCCGCAUGGAUCUGAAAGCCAAAAUGCCAGAUGACCAUGCACGAAAAAUCUUGCUUUCCCGUAUUAAGAACUAUACUAUCCCAGAAGAGGAAAUUGGGUCUUUCUUAUUUCAUGCUAUUAACAAGCCAAAUGCUCCAGUCUGGCUCAUACUUAAUGAAGCUGGACUGUAUUGGAGAGCAGUAGGAAACAGCACUUUCGCUAUUGCCUGUCUUCAGAGGGCUUUGAAUUUAGCUCCUCUUCAGUACCAGGAUGUUCCUCUUGUCAACUUGGCCAAUCUUUUAAUUCACUAUGGCCUUCAUCUUGAUGCCACAAAGCUGCUGCUUCAAGCUUUGGCCAUUAAUAGCUCGGAGCCCCUGACCUUUUUGAGCCUGGGAAAUGCUUACCUUGCGCUGAAGAAUAUCAGUGGAGCACUUGAAGCCUUUAGACAGGCUUUGAAAUUAACUACCAAAUGCCCAGAGUGUGAGAACAGCCUGAAGUUGAUCCGCUGUAUGCAGUUUUACCCUUUUCUGUACAACAUCACCUCUUCUGUUUGCAGUGGUCAUUGUCAUGAGAAAACCCUGGACAACAGCCACGACAAGCAGAAAUACUUUGACAACGCACAGGCACUAGAUGCUGCUUACGAGGAGCCGUCUGAGAAGGGAGCAGAGGAGGACCCCGUGCUUUCUGUUGAGAAUUCAGGGAGACACUCAGAGGCCCUUAGACUGGAGAGUACAGUGGUUGAGGAGAGCAAUGGUUCCGAUGAGAUGGAGAAUUCAGAUGAAACAAAGAUGUCAGAAGAGAUACUGGCCUUGGUGGAUGAAUUUCAACAGGCGUGGCCUCUGGAGGGCCUUGGUGGAGCACUGGAGAUGAAGGGGCGGCGUCUAGACUUGCAGGGGAUACGCGUGCUGAAGAAAGGCCCCCAGGACGGAGUGGCCAGAAGCUCUUGCUAUGGAGACUGCAAAAGUGAAGAUGAUGAAGCAACAGAAUGGAUCACAUUCCAGGUUAAACGAGUAAAGAAACCCAAAGGAGAUCAUAAGAAAACUCCUGGGAAAAAGGUGGAAUCAAAUCAAGCAGAAAAUGGACAUCGUUACCAAACAAACCUGGAGAUCACUGGCCCCAAGGUGGCAUCUCCUGGGCCACAAGGAAAAAAACGUGACUACCAGAGUCUGGGAUGGCCCAGCCCAGACGAAUGCCUCAAACUCCGCUGGGUAGAGCUGACUGCCAUUGUGAGCACCUGGCUUGCAGUUUCUUCAAAAAACAUCGACAUCACAGAACACAUAGACUUUGCCACCCCAAUACAGCAGCCAGCGAUGGAGCCCCUCUGCAAUGGCAACCUACCCACGAGUAUGCAUACCCUGGACCACCUGCACGGGGUUUCGAACCGAGCCAGUCUGCACUACACGGGUGAGAGUCAGUUAACAGAGGUACUGCAGAAUCUUGGCAAAGACCAGUAUCCGCAGCAGUCACUUGAACAAAUUGGCACCCGAAUUGCCAAAGUUUUGGAAAAGGCCCCUUCUUGAGAGGUCUGUGACUGGAGAAUGAACUUCAGACCACCAAAGUGACUACACCACAUUGGUGUAAGGAACGAGAAGCAAACAUUGUGUAUUUGCCUGGAGGAUCAAGACUUAAUAAUGGCUCUGGGGCCCAGCAUUGGAUGCUACAAGUUAAGCUGCCGCCUGCAAUGCCAGCAUCUCAUAUGGGCCCAGGUUCUCAUCCCAGCUGCUCCGCUUCUGAUCCAGCUCCCUGCUAAUGCACCUGGAAAAGCAGAGGAAGAUGACCCAAGUAUUUGGGUCCCCGUCACCUACCAGGGAAACCCAGAUUGAGUUCCUGGCUCUUAUUUUAAGCCUGUCCCAGCCCCAACUUUUGCAGCCACUGGGGAGUGAACAAAUCUGUCUCUCUCCUCCCAACUUCUUUCUCCCUCUGUCACUCUGCCUUUCAAAUAAAUAACUAAAUCUAUUUUUAAUAUAACUUAUAAAAAUGAUACAACAUGUUUUUGAUCUCCAAACCUAGCAAGAUAAAAUUAAGAUUAAAAAAAACUUGGGACAGGCAUUUGGCAUAGAAGUUAAGAUGCCCACACCCCAUACCGGAGCACCUGGGUUCAAUUUCCAGCUCUGGCUCCUGACUCAAGUUUCCUGCCAGUGCACACCAUGCGUAGCUCAGGUAGUUAAAUUCAUGCCACCCACCUGGGAGACCUGGAUUUGGUUCCUGGCUCCUGACUGUGGUCCCAGCCUAGCGCCAGCCAUUGUGGGCAGUUGAGUAGUAAACCAGAAGAUGGGAGCUUUUUCUCUUCCCCUCUUUAUCUGCCUCAGAUAAACAAAUUACAUAAGUUUAUUAAAAAUACCAAAAAAGUUUGAAGUGACAAGGAAAUAAAUUUUGUAUUACUGAAGAUAACAGUUCACCAUGAAGUUGCAAUAUUUGUUUUAUAAUAAUUUGUUAUUGGGGGGCCAGCGCUGUGGCGCACUAGUUUAAUCCUCUACCUGCGGUGCCAGCAUCCCAUAUGGGCACCGGUUCUAGUCCCGGUUGCUCCUCUUCCAGUCCAGCUCUGUGCUGUGGCCUGGGAAAGCAGUAGAAGAUGGCCCAGGUGCUUGGGCCCCUGCACCUGCAUGGGAGACCCGGAAGAAGCUCCUGGCUCCUGGCUUCGGAUCAGUUCAGUUCUGGCCAUUGCGGCCAUUUGGGGAGUGAACCAUCGGAAGGAAGACCUUUCUCUCUGUCUCUCUCUCACUGUCUAUAACUCUACCUGUCAAAUAAAUAAAAUCUUUAAAAUAACAAUAAUAAUAAUUUAUUAAUAUUUGUUUACAUGUUAACUAAGAAAAAUUUCAUAAAGCAGAAACUAAAGGAGAUUCAGAGAAAAUAGAAUAUACCGCAAUUAAAAGUAAAAAAAAAAGUAAAAGGCAGCUCUUGCCUCUCCCAGGUCUCAAGCCAGAGCAAGGCUUUCAAAGCCAGUAAUGGAGUGCCGAGAGGCAUCUCCAGCCGCAAAACAAAGAACUGAGCUCUCCCACCUUCCAGUGGCCCCAGACCCUACAGUUCUGACGUCCUUGGAAGUGUCACUAGGACAAACAGGCGUCACCACUAGGCCCUGACCACUGAGUGUGCCAUGAAGAAGACAGAAGGCAACACCACACGUGUGCUUAUUGUGGAUGUCAAAGCCAGCAAGCACCAGACCAAACAGGCAGUAAAGAGACUCUGACAUUGAACUAGGAGAAGGGACCCCUGAUUAUGAUGCCUUGUGUAUUGCCAAAAAAAUUAUGGAGAUCCUCCAAACUGAGUUCAGCUGGCUAAUUCUCAAUAUAUAGAGUUUCGGGACUGGCACUGUGGCACAGCAGGUAAAGCCACUGCCUGCAGUGCCAGCAUCCCAUAUGGGUGCCAGUCAUGUCCCAGCUGCCCCACUUCCAAUCCAGCUCUCUUCUGAUGCACCUGGAAAAGCGGAGGAGGAUGGCCCAAGUUGUUGGGCCCCUGCACCCACAUGAGAGACCCCAAUGAAGCUCCUCUCUCUUGGCUUCGGCCUGGCCCAGCCAGGGCUGUUGCAGCCAUUUGGGGAGUGAACCAGCAGAUGGAAGAACUCUGCCUCUGCCUCUACCUCUGCCUCUGCCUCUGCCUCUCCCUCCCUAUAAAUCUGACUUUCAAAUAAAAUAGAUAUUUUUUAAGAAGGAAUAUCUAUUUUUUCACCAUUAAUAAUAAUAUUAUAAUAAUAGACAAAAAAGAUAGGAAGGAUAUAAAAAAACUAAAGUGUAAUUGUAGGACCGACCUUGUUAAACAUAUAAAACUCAAAAUUUUAAUAAUAGAAAAUAUAUCUUUUCUUUGUUUGAAACUAGAAUAUUCAUGAAACUUGAUGAUGUCAGAGCAGUGAACAAAUUCAGAUAAAUUCCAGAAAAAUAAAAAUAGCACUCUCUGACCAGAAUGCAAAAAGUAAAAACCAUUCAUAUAAAUCUUCAUAUUGAUAAGGGGGGGGAGUCAGAAUCACAUACAUGCCUGGACACAUUCAACACCGACUUGCCACAUUAACUCUAAGUUAAGAACUGGUGCGUAUUUCUCUUCCUUUUCUCAGUAGAAAGGCCACGACCCUCCCAGAUACCUUCUAGAUGCUUUCCCACCAAAGCCGAGAACAAGACAAGAAUGUCCAGUAUAUUUGCUACUACUCAGCACGCACUUAGAGGCAUUGAGGUGGAUAGGGAAGACAGGCGUAUUCAGGAUGCCUGAUGAUAAGAUCAUAUGUCCAGAAAACCCCAAAGAAUAAGAGAAUUUAGUGAGAUAAUAGAUUAAACAUUAAUGCAGAUACAGAAUUAAUAUCUCAGUUGGGAUAUAAUAGGCCAAGGAAGGUCGGUGAAUUGCCAUAACUUUUUAAAAAGAAAGAUAAACUUUUAAAAUCAUGUUUCUAAAGGCAUCAGAAAGCUAUGGAGGCAACAAAAUAUGAAAGAACUAAAUUACUAGUGACAGAAGAACCUUCCCAAGGUGAACUGUCGAUUGCCAGCUGUCUCUCCCCUCCGGGAGCGCUUAACUGAUCCUGGGUGUGUGCUAGGGGUUGGGCUCAGCCCAGGGAGAAGGCCAGUGCUGGGGAAAGGAGAAACCAGUGAAGCUUUUAGCAGUUGCUCAAGGUAGGAUUAACAGGUUGGAAAGCAAACACAUGGCUAGUUUUUCUCCAAGGAACAUUUAAUUACAGCUAAGGCCACACAGGAGCCUGGGGAAUUCAGCUGAAAACUUUAAGAAGGUGGAGUGAAAUAACUCACACACUGCUUAGGAAACAAGGACGCCAGGUGGCAGCCAGCCUGCAGCCCAUGGCUGGUCUUGCCUUCAGGAGUUAUCUUGAUGCUGCAUAUGGGAGACUGAGGUGGGUUGGGAAACUCUAAGACAAAGUCCUUGAACUGUAAGCAAGCCACAACCCAGAUGACAGGAGUGAGUGGAUCAGACCUCACCUGAUGUGCCAAGAGUGAAGGGGAAACCCGCCCUGAUGAAGUGUGGCAUCCUCUGGAGUUUCUGUGGUUCUGAGUACACAAGGACUGAAUACAGUUCAGAGAAGCAGGGUCAUGUGAUUGACAGCCAGGCAAGUACAGUCAAGAGGAGCAGACGCAUAGAGUAUCCUGAUACAGAAUAGAAACUAUCAACUCCCAACUUGACUCUCACUGGGAUUAAACAUGACAAUAGGUCUGAUCUGAUUUCAUCAUCAUUAAAAAAAAUCAUCUAUUAUUUUUCACUUUAUGUUUCUGUGUGGGAGCAAACUGUUGAAAUCCUUACUUAAUGUAUACUAAGCUGAUCUUCUGUAUAUUAAGAUAAUCGA
Molecule: messenger RNA, 7002 nt
Organism: Oryctolagus cuniculus (rabbit)
Lineage: Eukaryota; Metazoa; Chordata; Mammalia; Lagomorpha; Leporidae
Source: RefSeq, a predicted model, not a curated record